Molecule: messenger RNA, 2527 nt
Organism: Gadus macrocephalus (Pacific cod)
Lineage: Eukaryota; Metazoa; Chordata; Actinopteri; Gadiformes; Gadidae
Product: myelin-associated glycoprotein-like
Exons: 11
Coding region: 137-2086 (649 amino acids)
Source: RefSeq, a predicted model, not a curated record
GAGGAACAGACAGUAAGACGAGCUGGUCUUACCAUCUAACCGUUAGCGAUGACUUAUCUGCCAGACCGCAGCUGACCACACUGCAAAAUAACUCUGAGACUCAUUCAGGUUUUCUUUGCUGAGGAAGUACAGUCCUAUGCUGAACUACAUGUUUGAACUGAAAGAAGAUUCUGUUAAGAACAUGGAGAGAUCCAUUACCAUCCUCCUCCUAUGGUGUCAUCUCCAAGGCGUCGGAGGCCAGAGCUGGACCGUGUCUCUGCCCUAUAGUGUGAAGGGUCUGCAGGGUUCCUGUGUGAGGAUCCCCUGCAGUUUCACGCUGGAGCAGGGCUGGGAUACUUACCUGGACCAUGCAUGUAAAGCCCAAUGGUUUAAGGAUUUUAGGCAAGACCUAGUGUUUGACUCCAGCCUCGAAGGACAUCAAAACCUCUACCAGGGAGAGCUGGUGGGGAAUCUCCUGAGUAAAAACUGCACAACCAUCUUCCACAACCUCCCCGUCUUCAAAUCCAAGCUUUUCUUCAGAAUUGAAUGUCGAAACAGUCUCAAAUACAACUACGCUACUGGCGUUGUGGUCGAUGUUGAAGAUGUGUGGAGACCGGUCUUGAAUCCAAAAGGCCGAGUGGAGGCUGUUGAAGGCAGGCCAGUCAUGCUUUCCUGCUCGGCUCAGAUCCUCUGUCCUCACCAACCCACGCUGUCAUGGACACCAAGCCUUGGAGACACCCAGGAGACAGUGGAAGAUGAGCUUGUGACCUCUGUGCUGACCUUCAAUGCCUCCGCGCUUCACCAUCGACAGAGGAUCACCUGCUCCUCCCUCUACAAGCGCCACACAGGACUAAGCGACGCCUCCUUCGAACAAUAUUUGACCCUCAACGUUUUGUACCGUCCGGACAACGUAUCGGUGGAGUGGCCGUCCAGCCCGGUGCUGGAGGGAAGCUAUGUGCGUCUGAGCUGCAAAGGCUCCGCCAACCCCCCAGUGGACCGCUACGCCUGGUAUCGCUCCCGACUGAACCCAGGAACCGAUCAGGGGCCCUCUGAGGGGCCCCUGGGUUUCAGUCGGUUUGUCACCGUGUUGGUCUCUGCAGACGCUCAGUACUUCUGUGAAGUGGGGAACCCUUACGGAGCGAAGAACACCAGCCUGACCCGGAUGGUCGUCCACUAUCCUCCUAGAGAGGUGGAGCUGAGGGCGGAGCCGCAGGGCGGGGUGCAGGAAGGACGGGGCUUCACGCUGAGCUGCUCCGGCCGGGCCUGGCCCUCCUCAAACUACACCUGGUACCUGGUCUCAGCAGGGGCCCCCGGGGUCCGGGUCCCUCUCCCGGACCACGGGGCCAACCUCACGGUGGAGCGGGCAGAGCGACGCCACGGCGGACGCUACUACUGCCUCGCCGGAAACUACCUCGGAGCGAAAGAGUCGGACCCCGUCCACCUGGACAUCCUCUUUGCUGCUGAGAUCCUAAACUCCUCCCACUGUGUGAGGCUUCCCUCUGGGGUCCUCUGCUCCUGUGAGAGCCAGGGGAACCCCGUGCCAACGCUGACCUGGACAUUGGAUGGAGAGGCCGUCGAUCACUCUGCACACCGUCCCAUCAGGGAGUAUCAAACAGGCAACCUGGGAGUCAUGAAUGUCAUCAGCUUGCCCCAAUCAGACAAAGACCCGCCCACUGUCAUUUGUCUCAGCAACAACUCUAUGGGCGACAACCGCUUGGAGUUAAACUUUGCUUUCUCUAAAAGCGAACCUGACUUGGUGCUGUGGAUUGUCAAAUCUGCGGUGAUAUUCGUGGGAUUAGUGUGCGUGGUCGUCUGUAUUAUCAGAACUCGGAAGAUGGGUGAGGAGACGCGGUCCUUUAACGCUGCCACUGUGAAGCGAGCCCCCCCAGACGAGGAGGAGUCCCAGGUCGUCUUCGGAGGUGAGGAGGACGACUACAUUAACAGCAGGAUGCAGAUGAACCCGGUUGGACCGAGAGAGGAGGCUGUUCUGAGAGCCGGUUCCCCAGUCUCAACGCACCGUGAUGCAGCCUCCUCCCACCGGAUAGGCCCUGCAGGCUCCCACCCAGGACGACCGGUCUCUAGGGAGCUGACUGAAGAUACUCAGUAAACCGUUUAUGAUGACCAAGUAUUUCCUACAGGUAGAUAUUUUAAAAAGUUAGUAUAUAGCUUUUUUUUAAUAAGUUGAUAGCCAUCCGUGUCAGUGGCAGCCUGCCCUGUAGGCUGAAUAUGCAGUUGUGUGGACCAGCUAAGCCAGUUCACCAUUAAUUCUCUAAUUCAAGAUCCAUUCGGAGGGGUUAUGUUGGCCUUUGGUGGUGAUUUGCAUUCACAGCCGAGGUAGAGAAGGCUUGUAGUUGUCAGAAGUGAACUUUAAUGCAAUAUACACUGUUUCAUACAUUGUGUGAAACAUGACAGCAAAUCUAUUGAAAUUAAUAAAUGUAUUAAUUGUAAUUCUAGCGUUUUGGUCAAAUAAACAUUGGUCAAGUUUCUACUAGGUUUUAUAGCAAUGUCUAAUGUUAAUUAAAAUGUGCAACCAUCUCUUUUAAACAAA